Zygotorulaspora mrakii is the source of this 1266-nucleotide messenger RNA. RefSeq names its product Tda11p (gene TDA11). Bases 1 to 1266 code for a protein of 421 amino acids. Lineage: Eukaryota; Fungi; Ascomycota; Saccharomycetes; Saccharomycetales; Saccharomycetaceae. The record is from RefSeq and is a predicted model, not a curated record. The transcript has a single exon.
AUGAGUGAAUUUGAUGCAUUUGUGGAAGCGGCUGAUAAGGAUUUGAAAAUGGACACAAGCACAAGGUCCAGUAAAGGAUGUUUAACACCACCAAUUAUUCAAUCACCACGUACACCUAACAAUGGCACCUUUUCGAAUUCUGAAGGGAUAAAGAUUUAUCAUCAACAUAGACAGAUAACUCCCAAAAAGUUGAGCGAUCAAGAUCAUCCUUUAAAAGAGGGAGAUGGUAUAGAAUCACAAUUACGAUGGAGAUCCGCUUCCAAGUUAAGUAAUAGAAAAUCAUUAAUCCAACCAAUUGUUGCUCCGAAGUCACCAGAAGAUUCCAUCAGGCAGCGCAAAAGCUUGACCCCAGGCAACGGGCCCCCAGCAGUGAUCAAAGUUGAUAGAAAUGGGGAGCCUUUAGUAGACCAUUCCUCGCCAAAAUCACUUUCUCUUCCAGUCAUUGCUACAUCUAGCGACAUAAGUUUAAUUUUACAAAAAAUGGCCAACAAGGAAUUAGAACUUUUAGAGGGUAAACAUAGAAUAGAAGAACUAAGGAAAAAGCUUGAAACAGAAGAGCAGUCUUAUAAGGAGCGUGUUAAUGAAUUAGAGCAAAUGAAAGAAUUUGUAGGGAAUCAAUUUCAACAAAAAACAGAAAAACAAUGUGAUAAUGCUCAUUCGAUUAAAUCAACUCAAAAUUCCUCUCUCGAAAGCAGCACAAACAGUGUGAAUAGUGAGUCGAUGAAGAGAAGCAAGCUAGAACACGAUAACCAGGUGCAGUCACAGUCAGUGUGGAGCAAGCCACUUGCAAUUUUUAACCAGUUUGAUCAAAUUAUUCAGCAGGAACUGGAGAAGACGUUGAACUGGGACGAGCCUUCCGAUCAUGGAGAUGGUAAAGACGAUACUAGGGGAACUCAUAAUUUGCAGGCAACAAAGCUGUCGAAUGAUGUACGACAAGCUAAAUCCGAAGACCAAAGUGUAACGCGAUCCAUAUGGAAUUUUGUUCAUGACAUGAAAGCAGGACUCUUGGGUGGAGAACAGGCAAAUGAGUCAAGACUAGAUGAGAGUCGGAAUGUAGCUUCAGAUGAAUUUGAAAAUCUUAUUGAUAUUGAUUCAAGAGAUUCUGAAACAAUGGUGCAAUUCAAAAGUGCAAGCAACCAAAAAGGUGGAAAUGAGAACAAAUGGAAUAGUAAUAAUAACAAGCUAAGAUUCGUUGGCGACAAUGAUAAUCUGAUCACUAAUAAAGAUGCGUCGUACCGUCAGGAAGUUGAGAUGACUGACCUCUAA